Molecule: messenger RNA, 1083 nt
Organism: Owenia fusiformis
Lineage: Eukaryota; Metazoa; Annelida; Polychaeta; Sabellida; Oweniidae
Source: the annotation of a GenBank genome assembly
UGCAGGCAAAAACUGUCUGUAUGCAGUAGAAGUGUUUUACUAGACAAAUACAUUACUAGACUGCAUACUGUCUGUAGUACAGUCAGUGAUAAGUACAUCUGUACUGGAUCUUGGAAUUUUCUCUCCUGUAUGUGGAUUCCAUAGAGCUACUUAAACAUAGGAUAUGUGCAAAUUCAGAGGAUGGAUUUCUAUGCAGUCUUCAAAGAUGUAUAAGUAUUAGGAUUGGUGAGAUACAUGCAUUGGAUCUGAACAAGCAAUAUCAAUUUAUAGAAAAAUCCACAUUGUUAAUAUCAAGAGAGCAGCCUUGCUUCUCAAGCAGAGAUGUAUUAAUGAAUGCAAAUGACUUUACUAUGCAAGUUGAGUAUAGGAAAAUGUAGAAAGGUACCUUCGUAGAGUUCCCAAAGGAAAUCAUACAAAUAAUACAGCUCAGGAUUGGGAUUUCGAAUAGAGUUGGAGAAUUAACACAAAAGGAAAGAGAGUACAAACAAAGGUCAACAUAUGAAGACUUAAUAGUCCAAAUAAACAACAUUGAUAAAUAGUAUACUUAACAAGCAAAUAAACACUGACAUCGUGGCUUUGAAUUGGUAAACAGUGUAAUCGUAGUUCUAGAGAUAUGGCGCAGAUUUAUAAUGAAGGCCAGCAUCUACAACAAGGAAGGAGAUAUUUUGGAGUAUUAUUUACGUUAAUUGCGAGUGGAAUUAAACAAACAAAGGCCAAUUUAUAUAACAUCUGGCAGAAUUCAUAUCUGACGUAUGACUCUGAUAUGCUCUUUAAGGGAUUACCUUCGACGGAAGUUGGAAAAAGCUUAAAAAAUCAGUUUGGUAAUAUGGGAUUAACAAUGUUAUGGCCCAAAGAACGCAGUUGGUGGCCAGUGCAAAAAUGGCGAAAAUCCUCAGUUAGACCAUUGUCGUUUCAUAAGCCAGAUCGAGGCUCAGUGAGAAAAUCAGAAAGAGGCUCAUUAAGGAAUUCAGACCGUGGUUCCUUGAGAAAUUCAGAACGAGGUUCCUUUAGAAAUUCAGAACGAGGUUCCUUAAGAAAUUCAGAACGAGGCCCUUGGAAGAGUUCACGUAGAUCAGUGAAUAG